This is a messenger RNA of Durusdinium trenchii, 5973 nucleotides long. The record is from the annotation of a GenBank genome assembly. Lineage: Eukaryota; Dinophyceae; Suessiales; Symbiodiniaceae.
AUGGCACCGCAACGACACUUUCAGUACAUGUGGGGUGACGCGGGGCUUCCCUUCCUGGGCACCCUUGCAAGGAUGAACCCCAUGAGAUGGAGCCCUGCAAUGCAUGUCUCCAAGCUCGUUGCGGAACUGGAAGCAUCUCGUGAGCGGCCUGUGAGGAUCUACAUGUCAUCGGAGGAUGAGACCCUCACUGUGGACUUUGAUGCCAGCCAGGCUCUUCCGUGGCUCCGUGAGAACUUCGCUUGGGAGUUGACGCAGCAGCCGCCCAACGAGCCGGGCUUCUCCAUUUUUUCGUGCACCCGGCCGCAAGCAGACGAGCCUGAGGAGAUGGUGGUUGAGGAUCAUGCCAAUGCAACCGAAGAGGUCGGUGCAGAGAUUGCGAGAGAGGGAGACCCUGAAACUACUGAAGAAGUGUCCGGAGUUGGAGAGAAAGAUGAUUGCCGUGGGCUGCUGGAUGAGAAUGCCAAAGUGAAGUACAUGUGGGGAGAUGCACGGCUCUUGCCUUUUCAAGUGAUCCAAGAUCUUUCCCGCCACAACCCCAUGCGAUGGAGCAGUCUCCAUAGCCCAGAAGCUCUUGCAGCCAAGCUGGAGGAGUUUCAUGAGAUUCGACCCGUUCGCAUUUCUGCGGACACCCAGCGUGGCAGCUUCGAGCGGAGUUUUCAGAGCCCACGAGCAGCGGCCCAAUGGCUACGAAAGACCUUCACCGCGGACAUGGCGCGCUUGGAUGAAGAACGGCUUUGUGUGAUUUGCCUGACCGAGCCACGGAAUGUGGUGCUGAUGCCCUGUAGGCAUGCCGUCCUAUGUGAGGCAUGCCUAGAUGUGCUGAUGCAAAGCACUCCAAGCGCGUGUCCGGUGUGCCGGCGGCGUAUCCAAAAUCAUGCUCGAGGGCACUUUGUGGAUGACUAUGUCGAGUUGGUGCGGGCCAUGGAAUUAAGACUCGAACGAUCGCAAAUGGCAGCUUAUGAAGGCAUGUACAACCACAUCCGCCCUUUGAUGGUGACUGGUGUGCUCCUCGCUUCAGGCGCUGCUGCUUGUUUUGUGGUGUGUCCACCUGCAGCACCUGCUCUCUUGGCUGGAGCUGGAGUCAUUGGUUACCUGCCGUGGUUUGCAACCACUGUGGCCAACUUCGAAGGGGAGCCCUUGGAAGAGCAGACCAACCGGAUCUUCACCGAGGAGGAUUUCUCAAGCCCUUUGAGGUUGGUCACCAAGGGCGUGGUACUUUUGGUGGCGGCGCCUGUGGCCUUGGUGACUUUCUUCAUUCCCUAUGGGAUCUUUGCUGGGCUUGUGCGGCCCCUGUGCCGCUUAGGUCUUCAAGGCUUGGUGCGAGGUGCCAGCGCUUCGCAUGUCUAUGUGCUGCGGCCACUGGCGCGCCUCUUGGCGGCGACGGGGCGAUUGCUGUGGGACGGAGCUGUUGGGAGCCUGAACCUUCUGGGAGAUAUCGUCGGUGUCGCCGCACAGGGGUUUUAUGAUUUGGUCCUUGCUCCCUCAUGGGGCGCUCUGAGUUGGUGUGGCCAGAAGAUGGCCAAUGCAGCUGCAUGGAUCUACGAGCAUGGCCUAGUACCUGCCGGAAAUGCGGUGUCUGGGGCAGCGCAGGCCUUUUACAACAACUUCUUGGUGCCCUGUGGCACUGCCACAUGGUCCGGGCUUGCAGCUGCGGGCAACGGCACGUACAACUACGUGCUCGUGCCGCUGGGUCAAGCUCUUGCCAAAGGCGCGGAGGCUCUCUAUGCUUUGGUCCUGGUUCCAGCAGGCCAGGCAUCUUUGCAUGCUUUGAAGGGGCUUGGUCGUUUGGUGGCUGGAACCGCUUAUGGGCUUUGGAGCUACAUCCUUCUUCCUGCUGCAGGGGUCACCUGGGAAGGCUUAAAAUUCCUUGGCCGCAUGAUGGCCCUUGGAGCCGAACACGUGUACGCGCACGGGGUGCGGCCAUUGGCCAGCUUUACGUACAACAACCUGUUGACUCCCAUGGGCCAUGCUGCAUCAGCGUUGGCUUCUGGUGUUGCCGCUGUUCUGGCUGCAGCUGCCAAUGGUUUGGCUGCACUCGCCUCUGCGUCAUUUACAUACGUGCUGCUGCCUUGCUUCAAUGCCGGAUCCACCGUGGUGGUUGGCCUUGCAAUGGGCCUAGCAGCUGCCACUAGCGCAGGCUACCAGUAUGUCCUUGUCCCGGUCGCUUCGGCAGUGGGAUCAGCCGCAGCCCAUGUGUACUCUUAUGUGCUGGUACCGUGUGGGCAGGCGACCCUCUCUGGCUGCCGAGUCGUCCUCGAGGCCUUCCAGCAGAUCGGCCACACGGUGCGCGUCACGAUCCAAAGCCUCCUGAGGGCCCAGUCAGUUGCGAUCACGCCAGCUGCCAAGUUCUUCCGCUCCGGCCUUGGACAGGACUUGGCCCCUAUCAUCGCGCAGGCCUUCGUUGCUCACUUGGAGGAGCAGAGACCGGACAAGUGGGCGUCCAUCUCCACACUGGGGAAGGCCAAGCUUUGGCUCCAAGCCCUGGACUUAUGGCAGGAGGUGCGCUCUAAUGCUGAUUUGGUUACAUUCAAUGCCGCCAUCAGCGCAUGUGGCAAGGCUCAAGAAUGGCAGCAAGCUGAAGCCCUCCUGCAGGAUUUCCCAUAUGGAGACUCUCAGCAACCUGACCUUGUGACCUGGAACUCUCUCCUCAACGCUUAUGCCUCAGCCACCGAGUGGCCCUUCGCUCUGCAGCUUCUGGCCGACAUGGAUGCCGAAAAGACGUACUUCGGCAUGACGUUGCCGAAGCCGGACCUCUUCAGCUACAACACGGCUCUGAACGCCUGUGCUCGUGCCGGACAGUGGCGCUGGUCUUUGGCCCUCUUUGAGCGUCUCCGAGAAGUGGGAUUGGUCGCCUCCGAGUACAGCUGCAAUGGCUUGCUGCACGGCAUGGCACGUGCACGUUGUUGGCAGGAGGCUCUCCAGAUGUUACGAAAGCUGCUGGACGGAGGAGAGGUGGUGACAGCUGCCGGCUUCAGCGCGAUUAUGGGUGCCUGUGAGCGGGGUGGUCUAUGGCGGCAGGCGCUUGCUUUGCUGAAGAUGCUAGGCGAUGGUGCUGAUGCGCGUGCCUUGUGCUCGGCGAUCAGUGCUUGUGAGAAAGGUCUCCAGUGGCAGCGUGCCAUUGCCUUGCUCGAGUCCAUGGAAUCUUGGAAGCUGCCGGAAGCCUACGGCGCUGCUUGCAGCGCUUGUGAGAAGUGCAGCGAGUGGCAAGCAGCGCUGGCCAUUGCUGCAGGGACGGUCCCAAAUUUGUUCAUGUGCAGUGCUGCAAUUUCAGCAUGUGCGAAAGCCGGGCAGCUCAAGAGAUCUGUGCGGCUUUUGGACUUCAUGGAGGCCGCUGAUGUGCCACCGGACGCUGCCACCUUUGGGGCGGUAUGCGCUCCUUUGGUGCAAAUCGAGGCCUGGUCGCAGGUUCUCCAGCUCUUCCGCCGGAUGCGCUCCUCCCACCUGACGCCCGACGCAGCGUUGUGCGCCGACGCAGCAGCGCUGGAAAGACCACAGCUGGGGCAAAAGCUGCAAGGGCUUUUGAGGCACAGCUGCUGGACCCUGCUUGUCGGCUUGCAGCGCAGUAGCCGAAACAGCGGAGUCGUCCACUGGCGCCAAGCAGAGCUGCAGAAGGAGCUGUCGAUGGUGUCGCUAGCGACGGAGAGCCUCCUAUCUUUGGACAAGGCUGAUGAUGAGGUUGGAUGCUGGCAGGUCACGUCUUCCCUAUCAACCAAGCGCCCUGCAAGCCACUCAAUCAAUCAGGGGACGCAGGUCUCCAGCGCCUUCCGCCGUUUGCCCAGCACCUGGGCUGCUCGUCACCUCCAUCAAAAGCGCCCGCCACUUCCAGUGGAGUGGCUCCCGAACCUGGGGAGCAGAUCGACCAAGGACCUGCUCCUGGAUUUCCACUUGGCCAAGCCACGCGCGACCGUGCCCUGGGCGCCCUUGGCACGGUCUUCGGCGCUGCUGUGGUGGCCGCGGGGCGUCGAGGCCACGCUCUCCGCCAAGCUGGUGACCGCUUGGACACAGAGCUGCCUUGAUGGAGAGGAGCUCCUCCGGUGCCAUGGCCAUGUGCCGCCGGGCGAGUCCCGCUGGAUGAACCGUGCUGUAGCCUGGCAGCGCAGGGAAGCGGAGCUGGCGGGAUUGGUGGCCUGGGAGAGUGAAGGGGUGGCGGUCACGUGCUCCGUGACGAUCCUGCGAGCGCCCAUUUUCUUCGCUCGACUUUGGGGUUGGGUCCGUCAUCGCCUGACACCUACCAUGGAGCGGAAGGUCCGGAUCUUGGGCGAGGACUUUGAGCAAGGCCUCCGUGAACACAGCGGCCUGGAACGCAAGGCCUUGCCAUCCUUCUUGGGAGGUGAACCCCGAGCCCACCAGGUGGACCAGCACUCUGCGGAGAAGUGUGUGGUGCCCUCUGCGAUCCUCCAGGAGAGGCUUUCCUGCGACGAGUGCAGGCGUUUUGGACUUAGUUUCGGCCCGAUGUCAUUCAAUGAGGAGCUUUUUGACCGCCUGGACACAUGGCUGCUAAAGGCGGCGGAUGCGGUCAAGCCGCAAUUUCCACACGUUUUUGAAUUCCAUGAGCCGGGCACUUCGUCGGCGCUGGACAUGGUGACAGAGCUUCCGCAAUUCCAGAAGACGGCCAGCAACAGCGACGCAGACUCCAACAUAAUGGCGCCCAUGAGCCCAGGAAGUCAGGUUGACGAAGCCCUGCGCAUCGAAUCCACGCGCAUGCAAGAACAGAGACCAUCGGCUCAUCUCACACGGCUGGGCCGGCUUUUGCAACGAGGAUGUCGGGCAGCUGCAGUGGCCAUCACAAAUGCCCCGGUCUUCAAUGUGAUCGUUGCCCUUGUCAUUGUCUCCAACUCCGUCUUCCUUGGGAUCCAGCUGCAAGUGGGCGCAACGCAGGAUUCACGGGAGGGGCCGGCAGCAGAGCAUGGGGAUGCGGUUGUCUUUCUCGUGGGGCAUAUGAUUUAUGCCGUGCUGUUCACAGCCGAGAUGCUUCUACGGCUCUUUGCGACUGGGGUCAGGACCUACUUGAUCGGCAAGGAAUGGUAUUGGAAUUGGCUAGAUUUAUUGGUGGUGAUUCCAGCCUGGAUUGAACUGAUGGCUGACCUCAUGCAGACCGGGGGAGGUGUUUCGUCGGGAGCCAGCAACCUUCGCAUUCUGCGUGUCUUGAGGAUCACGCGGAUGUUGCAAGUGAUCCGGUCCGUGCGCUUGAUUCGAGUCAUCCACGCCUUCCGAGAGCUGAUCUUCUCCAUCUUAGACACCACCCGGCAGCUGGUGUGGGCCAUGAUUUUGUUGGUGUUGAUCAUCUACAGCUUCUCCAUACUCUUCACCGAUGCAGUGUUGCAGAACGAGCACACCUUUAAAGAAGUGCCGCUGGGAGAGUUGAAAUGGGAAGAAGCCCUCUUCUUCUUUGGUGGAAUUUUCGACUCCUACAACACGACCUGUUUAGCUGGCUUUGAUUGGGUGGAAGCGGCUGAUGCUUUGAAACCCUUGGGUGAUUUUUGGGUGCAGCUCUUCCACCUGUAUGUGGCUUUUUGUAGCUUCGCCGUGCUCAAUGUGAUCACCGGUGUUUUUGUGAACAGUGCCAUCAAGACGCGGGAGAAGGACCAUGAGACGGUCAUGCUCCACGUCCAAAAGUUCAAAGACCUGGCGUCCAAUGUUUGGCAGAAGAUGGACACUCGAGGCGACGGCAAGAUUACCAUUACCGAGUUUGAGCAAAUGUUCGAUGACCCUGACAUGCAGGCCUUCUUUGAGUCCAUUGAGAUCAACGCAGUGGAUGCGUGGACUCUUUUUGACUCUUUGGAUAUGGAUGGCGACCACCUCAUCAGCUACGAGGACGGACUGGAGUUUGUCCAGAGGUGCACCCAACUUCACGGUAAUGCCCGAUCAGUGGAUCUCUUCGCGCUGAAGCAGCUGAAUGGCAAGGCGAGUGGGUUCUACGUGUGUUUGCUCGUGCCACUUUAUGCCUCAGAAACCUCUGAAAUUGGCAACUGA